Syngnathus typhle (broad-nosed pipefish) is the source of this 503-nucleotide messenger RNA. Its product is annotated as NADH dehydrogenase [ubiquinone] 1 subunit C2-like. Gene Ontology annotation, biological process: mitochondrial electron transport, NADH to ubiquinone. The transcript is spliced from 3 exons. The record is from RefSeq and is a predicted model, not a curated record. Bases 105 to 437 code for a protein of 110 amino acids. Lineage: Eukaryota; Metazoa; Chordata; Actinopteri; Syngnathiformes; Syngnathidae. Gene Ontology annotation, cellular component: mitochondrial inner membrane.
GUCACACCUUGACUUCCGCCGGAAAACGGAACCCUCAUGGAUGGAGUCUGCUAAUCACUGAGGUCAACACAAGACGAGAGGACGUCUCUUUGAUUUGGUGGGCCAUGGGCUUCAUACCGGACGAGGGCAAGGGGCUCCCUCCGCCCGGCAUCGUCAACCGGAAUUCCUUGUGGCUGGCCGGCGUGGGCUGGUGCACCGCCAUGCUCCAAAACGGCCUUAACCACCGGCCGCCGCUAAAAUCAGGAGCUCAUCGUCAAGUCCUGAUGGCGACUAUCGGCUGGUUCAUCGGCUACCACGUGACAAAAUAUGAAAAUUACGUGCACGCCAAAUUGGACCGAGACAUGAGGGAGUACAUGAAACUGCAUCCAGACGACUUUGCCCCCAAGGAAAAGAAGACUUUUGCUGAGAUUGUGGAGCCUUUCAUUCCUGUGCGCUGAGAUGGCUGUCCUAUCACACCUGUCCAAUAUUCUGUACAUAAUUCAAUAAAAUUAACCACAACAUCA